UCAUGGGACUGAGUGUCUCUGUGACACAGAGCGGGGCGGAGAGAGAGAGAGAGAGAGAGAGAGGCUGCCGAUCAACCAGGUCUUCCUGUGCCUGAGAACACAUAGACACACACACACACACACACACACUUACACACACACACACUUACACACUCACACACUCACACACACACUCACACACUCACACACACACACUCACACACACACUCACACACUCACACACACACAGGAAAACUGCAAGCCACAAAGUUCAGCCUGACCGGUUAUCCGUGUACACCUGAGAUCUGAGCCAGGCUCGGGGGGGAGAAAAACAUGAAGCUCCAGCUGAUACACCAGAAGGUGAAGACAUCACAUCCCCCUGCCGAUGGGAAGUGGAACUGUAGCUCGUGGAACUCAGGAUCUCAAAAGAUCUAUCGAGAUGCGAUUGUGGUGCUGACGGUGAUCAUCAUUCUCAUCCUCCUGAUGAUGGUGCAGUUACUGCUCUCCCCGUACACCCACCAAAUGGACAAAAAGGUCCAAACCCCCAUUGGGAUAGGAAAAGCUGCUGACAGCCUGGAGAAGGGCUGGUCUGACUCCUGCAGUCUCGUCCUCGUCGAGAGUAUUCCGGAAGGGAUGCACUUUGGGCCUAAUUCCACCGUGAACCCACCAUCCAUUUUUGAUGGCUGGAUGAAGUUGCUGAGCAAGGCAAAGAACAGCAUUGACAUUGCAUCCUUCUACUGGACGAUGCAAAACAGUGACACGCACACAUCCGAACCCACAGCAAAGCAGGGCCAAGAGGUUUUGCAGGAGCUGCAGCGAGUUUCUGGAAAGCUGUCCGUGAGAAUCGCUGUCAGCAAACCCUCCGGUUCACAGACCUUGAACGACCUGGAUCUCCUGGAAAAGAGCGGAGCAAAGACGGCCAUCGUGGACAUGCACAGGCUGACGGCUGGGGUUCUACACACAAAAUUCUGGAUUGUGGACAGGAAGCACUUGUACAUUGGAAGUUCCAACAUGGACUGGAGGUCACUGACCCAGGUUAAGGAGCUGGGAGCCAUCGUCUACAACUGCAGCCGUCUGGCCCAGGACCUGGGCAAGAUUUUCGAAGAGUACUGGGCUAUAGGUGGGCCCAACAGUAGCAUCCCAUCUCCCUGGCCCAGCAAUUACUCAACGGCCUACAAUAGUCAAACCCCGAUGGAACUGGACCUCGACAACGCUCCAGCCAGAGUCUAUUUUUCAAGCUCUCCACCCACACUGUGUCCAGAGGGACGAACCGAUGACCUCGCCUCCAUUCUCAGCAUCAUCGAUGAUGCGGAACGCUUUGUUUACGUGGCAGUCAUGAAUUAUAUUCCGACAACAGUGUUCUCUCAUCCCCAAAGGUAUUGGCCAGACAUCGACACACACUUGCGGAAGGCAGCAUUCGAGCGCAAAGUGCAUGUGCAUCUCCUCAUCAGCUGUUGGCUGCACACCAACCCCUCCAUGUUCCCUUUCCUUCGGUCACUGGCAGCUCUGAAGAGCAGAGAGAAGCCCCUGAGUGUGGAAGUGAAAAUCUUCAUCGUCCCCUCGACAUCGAAGCAAAAAAAGAUCCCGUUUGCGCGAGUCAAUCACAACAAGUACAUGGUGACAGACAAAGUGGCCUACAUCGGGACUUCCAACUGGUCUGGUGACUACUUUGAGAAUACAGCGGGUGUGGGCCUCGUGGUGAACCAGACCGAUUCAGGCAAGCGAUCCACGGGCUCGACAGUGCCAAAGCAACUGCAAGAGAUCUUCGAGCGAGACUGGAACUCGCCAUACAGCAAGGCCCUGAAGGAUGGGGAGGAAUUGAGCAGCAACUGUAAAUAUAUCUAACCGGUCCGGGGAGAACUUGUUCACUCAGGGUCCGAAUCUUAAUCAGCUCGAGGUCCAAAACCCCAGCAAGAGACACUGAAACUGAUCUGGAAUCCUGAAUGAUCUUGAAUCAUGUUCAUUGAUGCCCUUCAAGGUGCAUUAUUCAACAGGAAGUGAUAGCACAGGAUGUGACCACUGACCUGGGGUGAAGGGUUGGGAUUGAAUUCGCUUUGGGAAUUCUUCUGAUCAGUAGAUCCAAGGAACUUUCAGCCUUAAUGCCACUUCUCCGGGAUUUCUGCACGGGAUUAUUUGAAGAACUCUCACAGGCAAUUCAACCUCAACAGAAACCUGUGCUCCAAUGGAUGCUGCAUCUGAUGAUGAGCACGAUGCCCACCUUGCUGUUCUACACCGUAAAAUAUUGCUGUGUCCCCGAUCACAUUCGUGGUUACUCACAGGCCACAAGACAGAAUAUGGGGCCCAGAGGGACACAAAACACUGGCCCCUCAACUCUGGUACGUGUGUCCAGACCGAUGGCUCCCUCUGUCUGCUCUCUCUAAGGAUCCUAACAUGUAAUGGGAUUGGGUCAGUCCCAAUCCAGGUCCCAGUGGGUUGGGACCACAGCACCAAAGUGGCCCUUAUUCAGCAGUCGAGCACACAGGCCAGCGGGCAUAAUAUGUACCGUUGGUCAAUGUUGGCCACUUCUCAGUCUGCACCAUAAUGUAGACAGAAAGCGAGGAGCUUUACUCUGUAUCUAACCCCGUGCUGACCCUGUCCUGGGAGCUUAUGAUAAUUUACUCAGUUUCUAUUCUAACAAUAACAUCCCUCCAGUAAAAUUGCCACCAAAGGAAAUGGUCAUGCAGCUGCACAGGUAUUAUUUUAUUGUAUAUAAUCUCCCUCUCCCCACAAAGUGCAGCUUCUGUGUGGGAAGAGCAACAGAGGUGCUGGAGCCUGAUGUACUACAUUCCAAAUGCACAUUACACUACCUCGUUCUGUGCACCUCCUUUCAUCAGCUUUGAAAUAAAAUCUAUUUUAAGUCCGAA
Molecule: messenger RNA, 2843 nt
Organism: Carcharodon carcharias (great white shark)
Lineage: Eukaryota; Metazoa; Chordata; Chondrichthyes; Lamniformes; Lamnidae
Gene: pld3
Product: phospholipase D family, member 3
Exons: 13
Coding region: 313-1824 (503 amino acids)
Molecular function (GO): catalytic activity
Source: RefSeq, a predicted model, not a curated record